GAGAUCCUGACUUGGCGUAAGUCCAGACAAAGAAUACUUCUACCUCUCUUUCUCCUUACCAUCCUAAUCUUCCUUAGGUCACCUACCUAAUUGAUACCUGCCCGGAAUUUCCUCCCGGAUUCUGAAAUUUCUUGAGAACCGUUUUGUUGUUGAAAAUUAAGCGCCCUUGCGGUACCUCCGUAGAAGAAAAACAAAAUGUCAACAACACCAACCACCCUGAGCGGGACAACUACGGGAACUCACCACCAACAUAAUCAUCGCAGUCGCCGAAUGAAGAAUUUUGUCCUACCUGAUGGAAGGGAAGUCCAUAUAGCCAUUUCGCCUGAAGAAGCAGAAACCUUACGCCAACGUCUUGCUGCUGUGAGGAGUAAGGAUGAACCAUUCGACCUCGUAAUUUCGGGUUCUCCUGAACAUUUGGAGGCUUUGCGACAAGCUCAUUCGCAUCAUGAGAGUCGGAGAGAAGCACUGAAGACAAAACAUGGCGAUGAUUAUGAUGAGUUUGAGAAUGUGAGAUCGGAGUUGGAUGCGCUAGGUUCUGAGUUACAUAUGUUGACUGAUCAUUCGGUCUCUUUGGAUGCGAAUUUUAGUAAGUAUGGGUAUAGUGCUCAUCUGAGGACUUAUGAUGAUGGGAGUACACCCGGAAAUUCCGCGAGUAGUGUUGAUGGGUUUCAUGAUUCGGAUCAUGAGAAGAGAGAUUGGGAGAAGGAGAAGAGUAAUGGCAGGAUUAUGAAGAUAUACAGAAAGGUAAGAACUAUCUCACAAUCUCAAGAGUUCGAGGGUUCGAUUUCCACCCGAAGACACCUUACUCUUUUUUCUUCCAUUGGAAAUUCCGAACUCUGUCUGAAAACUUCAUAGCCGGUAGUCCGACAAUACUUUCACAAAGGCCUGCUUUGGCGAGCUUCAGAAACUACCGAAGUAGCAUCUUUUGAACUCUUCGUAGAUCUUCUCUAUGUUGGAAUUCUGGCUAUAAACGGAGAUCACGCCUCGGAAGAACCAAAUGGACAAGAACUCCUUCGCUUCGCUAUCACAUUCAUCAUGAGCUGGAAAAUCUGGAAUGACCUGCAGCUUAUUGUCUCAUGGUUCGAAACUGACGAUAUCCUCCAAAGAGUUUCAGUAAUCUUCAUCAUGGCUUGUCUUCUGGGGUAUGUUAAUCUGACAUCGCUCCUCCAUUUCUCAAUUCCGCUUUUGGGUCAAACUAACAAAAUACAGUCUUACAACUCAGAUGUUAGAGGCAUUCGGAGAAACCUGGUCCAUGCUCGUAGCCUUCUAUCUCGCCGCCCGUCUCUUCAUGGGAUCCUAUUACCUAAUAGUAAUGAAAACAAUUCCCAUGAUCCGCGGCAUGAUGGUAGCACAAGUUGUAGCAACCAUAAUCCCAUGCGUCCUCUGGAUCGCCUCAAUCUACGUCGAAUACCCGAAUCGUCUCGCCCUCAUCUGGAUCGCCAUCGCCCUUGACCUAGCCGGAGGAGUGCUCCCUAUAAUCUUCAUCCGCAUUGCGAAACACAUCAACGCUGGUCUGGGAGAAUGGAUGGAACAAGUUUUCGAAUUCUAUCCCGCCACCAAUAUUGAGCACAAAGUCGAGCGGACGAAUGCGUUUGUGACGCUUGUUUUUGGUUACUCGGUUGUUGCGGUGAUUUACCAGAGUGUGGCGCCUUUUGGAUUGAAUGCUUUCUAUGGGAAGGCGGUUUUAGGGCUAAUCCAGGCAUUUUGUUUCAACUGGAUUUAUUUCGAGUUGGAUGGUGCUGAUUUAUUCGCUCAUGCUAUCCGACGAAAUGCUACUGCUGGUAAGUCCAUUCAAACGUUACUCUUCUAAACUCGCUUAGCUAACGCCAUACAACAGCCAUGCUUUGGAGCACCGCACACCUACCUUUCAUCAUGGCAUACACCUUAGGCGCCGCCGCCUUAUCAAGACUUGUCAUGGCCCAUGAUUGUCCAGAUGCAGAACCCCAUAACCUAACACACUUCUACGAAGAAAAAUCCGAAGCCCACAUCCCUCUCGGUCUCCGACUCUUCUACUGCAUCGGCCUAGGCCUCGCCCUCGCACUCAUGGGACUCUUCUCUCUCACCCACGUCCACAAGGAGGGACAACGUGGGAUCCGCAUCCGAAAGGCUUAUCGUCUUGCCAACCGAUUCGCUGUCUGCAUCAUCAUAUUCUGCCUACCUGCUGCCGAACACCUCAAUUCGUUACAGUUGAUCUCGAUCGUCACGGGAUUGGUAGUUUACGUAUUGCUUAUUGAGCUUUGGGGCGCGAGUUGUCCUGAGGAUUCGUGGUUUGGGGAGAAGGGGAAGGGGAGGUGUAGGUAUACUGCUUUUCUUAAGAUUAGUAGGAGGGAUUUGGAGAAUGUGAAGCAUGGGGGGAGGAUAAAGGUUGAGGAGUUGAGGGAGACGGGGGAGUAG
Messenger RNA from Hymenoscyphus albidus, 2394 nucleotides. Lineage: Eukaryota; Fungi; Ascomycota; Leotiomycetes; Helotiales; Helotiaceae. The record is from the annotation of a GenBank genome assembly.